Messenger RNA from Knipowitschia caucasica, 510 nucleotides. The record is from the annotation of a GenBank genome assembly. NCBI's taxonomy places the organism in Eukaryota, Metazoa, Chordata, Actinopteri, Gobiiformes, Gobiidae.
AUGCAAACCACAAGUGUAAGCACAAUCACUCAGAAUAAUUGCUCAAAUCAGAGUUUUACGGUACAAUGUGUGAAACUGGAGAAGAGCACCACUGUGGGCAAAGAGCACACUGUGGGAGAAGAUCACACUGUGGGAGAAGAUCACACUGUGGGAGAAGAUCACACUGUGGGAGAAGAUCACACUGUGGGAGAAGAUCACACUGUGGGAGAGGAUCACACAGUGGGAGAGGAUCACACAGUGGGAGAGGAUCACACAGUGGGAGAGGAUCACACAGUGGGAGAGGAUCACACAGUGGGAGAGGAUCACACAGUGGGAGAGGAUCACACAGUGGGAGAAGAUCACACUGUGGGAGAAGAUCACACAGUGGGAGAAGAUCACACUGUGGGAGAAGAUCACACUGUGGGAGAGGAUCACACAGUGGGAGAGGAUCACACAGUGGGAGAAGAUCACACAGUGGGAGAGGAUCACACAGUGGGAGAAGAUCACACAGUGGGAGAGGACACCCCGUGA